AUGGCCGGUCCGGCAAAUCCUUUCGCUGGUCUUGGCCAGAAAGAUGUGACGGCAGGAAGCGGUGGUGCUGGUGGAGGAGGGCGUGGGGCGUUUGGCCGGUCGACGCCGUAUCAGCCGAAAGCUCCUGGUGGUGGAGGUGCACCGACACGCGGGUCGACUCUUCGCGGUCGAGGACGAGGUGCUUCGACGACACGGGGGCGCGGUCGAGGAGGACAUACUGCGAAUGGUGGUGCUCAGGGCCAGAAUCCGUUUCGGAAUAAUAAUAAGGUCGAGGCGCAAGCUGGGUCUGAUUCGGGUUCGAGCUCGCCGUUUGCUCAGCUGAGGCAGGGUAAUAAGCCGGCUUUUUCGCCCUUUGGUGGUCAGGCUUCGCAGCAGUCUACGUCGUCGCCGUUUUCGAGUGUGGGAAAGGGGUCUGGGUUUGGGGCACCGUCGUCGACUUUUGAUGGGACAAUGGUUGAUGCGAGUCGGGAUCCGCGACAGCGACCGGUCUCGAGACCGAUGAAUGGUGCGACUGGGUCUGCGGUGCCUGUAGAGGAUGGUUCGAUUUUGGGCAGUUAUAAUGACCGUUAUGAGCAGGUUAGUUGUGCUGUUGGAUUUGGGAUCUGGGAUCUUGGAUUGAAACUUGAUAGGGCUAAAGAGAGGGAAAAGGCAAUCAGGGAAGGUCAGAUGGCGGAUCCUAACCAGCCUACUUCUUUGAACCAGGCCAUUACACCCGUUGGUACCUGCACGAGCAUGUGUCCUGAAUUCGAACGGGUCGAGCGCAUUGUUCAAAAGAUGGUUGACAAGAGCGAAAAGUUCCUUCAUCCUUCGACCAACACAUUACAAAAUAUGGAAACCAAAAUGCUCAAGCGUUUCCGACGUUCAGCCGCUGGUUACGACGAACAGCUUCCGUCUGAUAUUCGAACGCCCAAGACACUCCUUCAAACCAUGAACUAUCUAAUACGGCAUGUCGUUGGGGGCCCCGAGCCUCUUGGUAUUAUUCACAAGUUCGUGUGGGAUCGUACUCGAUCCAUCCGUAAUGAUCUCUCCGUUCAACAGCUCACCCAGGAAGAACAUGUCCAAUUGGCAGUUACUUGCCUGGAAAGGAUUGCUCGUUUCCAUAUAGUUUCUCUCCAUUUACUCUCUAGCCCUGCCAAUGAGGAACCGUUCGAUCGCCACCAGGAACGUGAACAGCUCAACAACACAAUGCUGUCACUAAUGUACUACUAUGACGACAACAGAGGCCGCAUUCAAUUCCCCAACGAGGAUGAAUUCCGAGCUUAUUACAUUAUUUUUUCUAUCCACGAUCAACGACCCGAUUUGGAAGCCCGUGUUCAGAAAUGGCCAGCUGAAUUGCGCAACUCGCCAAAGGUUCAGGUGGCAUUGGAGCUAUUCGCUGCCGCUGGAAACACAUGGGAAUACCAGGGUACAUUGGACGCUAAACGACCGAACGCGAUUGCACAGGGUUUCUACGCGCGCUUUUUCAGCCUGAUUGAUUCGCCUGCUGUAUCAUAUCUGAUGGCAUGUGUCGCGGAAAUUUACUUCAACCACAUGCGCCAGACUGCUAUCCGUUCGAUAUGGAAGGGAUACUGCCGCGCACCAGCUUCUCAACAGCACAAGAAUGAAGAAUGGACGAUCGAUGAAUUAACAACGGUUUUAUGCUUUGAUAGCGACAGCCAGACAAUCAGCUUUUGCGAAGAGCAAGAUUUGCAACUCGCGGAGAACGCCAAUGGCGAACUUUAUCUCAACUGGGGAAGCCGUCCCGUUGACUCUGUUGCCUUCCAACCGUCCUCGGAACACUCAUUUUCGGAAAAGAUAGUCGAGUCGAAGCGUUCUGGUAGAACAUUGGCUGCCAUCAUCCUUGGAUUGAAUAUAAAAGAAGCAGUAAAUUUGGGGAUGAUUGACAGUUCUUUGUUGUCACAGCGCACAGCUUCCUUCGCAGCACCCAAGUUUGGGGCUACCGACGACGACUCUCUCUUUGUUAGCGAUGACGACAACGAGAUGCAGACUUCGACUUUCCAGCCGAAUGGCGUUUUCUCUACGCUUUCGCAACCUGCUGCGCCUGCUGCACCAGCCGAGUCACCAGACUCCGCUUCUAGUCUCCGAAACGGUUUUGACGAUUUCUCGCAAGCAACGACGAGCACUGCGCCUUCACUUGUGCAAAGUGAUUUCUCGACAGGUUUCCCUGCGCAACCGAGCGUAUCUCAGCCCGUUGAGCCGGCCAAGCCAUUCUCGUCGUUAUUUCCCAGCGGGAACACAGCCAAUCCUUUUGGGGCAUCCCCCACACCAUCCAAUCCCUUUUCAAACGUCUCAUCUCCAUUUGCAUCUCCAAAACUACCUGAAACGAGCCAGAGUAAUGGUCCGUUUUCAGCCGCGCCCACUACUCAGAAGCCACCAAUCUUUCCAACUGGGCCAAGUAUCUUUUCCUCUCCGGCUCCGAAAUCUGAUGCUACACCCGCACCUGCUGCUUCUACGACGCCCCAAUUCAAACUCCCGGGCUUCACUCCUCCGACUACUUCCGCUCCAGCUUCUCUUUUCAGUUCUCCUACUACCACACCUGCUACUACAUCUGAUAAGCCUGCCGGGUUGACUGCUGGCCAGCCUCCCGCCAGUCUCUUUAGCUCUGUCAAACCGCCUACCUUCCCUGCGACAUCCGGUUCUUUAUUCAACUUUUCGGGUCAGAGUCCAGUUUCAAAUAAUUCCAUUUCUCAAAUAUCUGAGGAAAAAGAGGCUUCAGCGGAACCUGCGCCGUCCCCUAAGCCAACUGGGUUGUUUGCCCCGAAGGCAGAUACACCAUCCAUCUUUCCUCCUGUUUCAACCACACCUUCGAGUAGCAUUUUCUCCAGCAGCAAUUCUACCACGGCAUCUUCAGUCGGACAAGGAGGCACUUCGGAAACGAAGACUGUUGCCGAGACAGAGUCUUCAGCAAAGCAAGAUGGCGAUGUGUCUACUUUGGAAGAGCAUACGUCGCCUCAUACCGAUAGUGUUACUCAGCCAGAGGUUCCAUCGUUUACGCCGAACGCCAGCAUAACGUCCACUGCGCCUAUCCCUGCCGCAGAGGAGCCUCCUAUCACUACCGACGAUCUUGUGCAGCCGCCUGAAGCUGAAGAGCCACCGGUUGAGGAAGAGAAACCUAUUCUUCCCGAGGUAGCCGAUAGACGCAGUGCUUGGAUAGAGGCCUUGAAGGAGACUGCUAAUAGGCGACGACAAGAAUCCUCGGCUGGUCGCAAGAGAGUGUAUGAUGAACAACCAGAGCAGGAGCCGGUAGACACCGGAGCCAAGGCUGCUAAGGUUCCCAAGCCUUCGCCGCCUGUUCCGCGCAAACCAUCCAUGGCACUUUCUUCUAUCAAGCCAUUGCCGAAGCUUCCGAUCCUUGAACAGAUUGAGUCUUUGACUGCGCGCAAACCUGCAGCAGAGCAGAAAAAGCCCGAGGAGCCAAAGCCUAGUCAGGUUGACGAAGAUGAACUACUCUUGUCUGCAGCCCGAAUCGCAGCAGAGUCAUUGAGAAGCGGACCAAAGCUUGUCCACAGCACGUCUGCGUAUUAUGAGCCGCGACGAUCUUUCAGCCCAGGCAGUAGCUUUUCCUCGUCGCUACCGCUUUCUCGAAGCAUGUCGCCGCCGCAAUCGCAUGUGAAUGGAUACGACCUUGCCUAUGCCCCUGACAACGAUCUAGGACUUGGGCGGACAUUGUCUCGUACUGAACAAAGGCUUCGACUUACCGGAGGCAAGGGUCUGGCGUAUAAGCCAUUGGACUUUACACCUGGAAAGAGCCGGAAAUCUCUAGGAGGGAAGUGAUGACUUGUGAAGUGAUGGUUGGAUUCACUGUUUAUAAUUCUUCUUUUUUGCUCAUUUGGAUUUCAAACUCCUAAAUUUUGUCUUUUUUACCCUGAAUAUUGGGCAUUGGGGAUAUCUUAACCUGUAUUUGGCGAUGGCGUUUUUCUUUUCUAUCUUUUCUAUGCUUGCCUGGCUAGGUCAUGUUAUUUUGAAUUUGCACAUUGCACAUUGCAUGGCGCUGGGGGAUUGUAUUUACACAAUAUAUCAUGAUAUUCAAAGCCUGUCUAUUUGACAAUACCCAAAUUCAUGCAUCUACUUUGCACUACUAGCUAGGUAGUGAUACAAUUGCGAUAAUCAUACCGACUAUCAAUAACCUG
Messenger RNA from Aspergillus wentii DTO 134E9, 4130 nucleotides. RefSeq names its product putative leucine permease transcriptional regulator (SAC3). Bases 1 to 3774 code for a protein of 1257 amino acids. The record is from RefSeq and is a predicted model, not a curated record. Gene Ontology annotation, cellular component: cytoplasm; nucleus; transcription export complex 2. The transcript is spliced from 6 exons. NCBI's taxonomy places the organism in Eukaryota, Fungi, Ascomycota, Eurotiomycetes, Eurotiales, Aspergillaceae. Gene Ontology annotation, biological process: mRNA export from nucleus.